Messenger RNA from Dromaius novaehollandiae (emu), 11244 nucleotides. It is a transcript of the gene DENND4C, whose product is annotated as DENN domain containing 4C. The record is from RefSeq and is a predicted model, not a curated record. The transcript has 34 exons. Gene Ontology annotation, biological process: regulation of Rab protein signal transduction. Gene Ontology annotation, molecular function: protein binding. Gene Ontology annotation, cellular component: cytoplasmic vesicle. Lineage: Eukaryota; Metazoa; Chordata; Aves; Casuariiformes; Dromaiidae. The coding region runs from base 396 to 6251 and encodes 1951 amino acids.
UUUCGGGGCGGGCCCUGGAGCCGCCUGUAAGCGUUUGCGGGGGAGAAAGUAACAUGGUGGCUGCUUCCUCCUGAAACAGGAGCGGCGGCGGGUCCGGCUGCUCCUGAGGCGGUUCAGGCGCGGGGAGAAGCUGCCAGGCGGGAGCGCCGCGACCGUUGGGGCGGGCCGGGGGCGCCCGGCGCUGGCUGUCGGCCGGCUCCGCGGUCGGAGAGCCGGCGGCGGCGGCAGGAUCUCACAUUUGACAUAGAUGUAGAGGACUGGAAGACAGCCUUUGAUGGAUUCAGAUGCUUUGUUCAUUGAGUGUGCAUUCUGGAAGAUAAGUGAGAGAAGUGAAGAAAACAAGAAGCAAGGAUUGAUUCCCCAGGAGUUUCAAGGGAUGAGUUACUGACGUAACCAUGAUAGAAGACAAAGGUCCACGAGUGGCUGACUAUUUUGUAGUAGCAGGGCUCACUGACACAGAUACUACAUCUCUCCUGGACCAAGAAAUAAGCCGCCAUGAAACAAAGUCAACUGGUCCAAAGGCUCCAAUUACAGACAUUGCUGUGAUAAUUAAAUCAGCUGGUGAGACUGUUCCAGAGGGAUACACCUGUGUUGAAGCCACCCCUACAGCUCUUCAAGCAAACUUAAACUAUGGGAGUCUUAAGAGUCCAGAGCUUUUUCUUUGCUACAAGAGAGGCCGGGACAAACCACCUCUUACUGAUAUUGGGGUUCUAUAUGAAGGGAAGGAACGUAUCAUUUCAGGCUGCGAGGUGAUUCAGGCUACUCCUUAUGGUCGUUGUGCCAAUGUUAACAAUAGUUCAGCGUCUUCUCAGCGGAUCUUUAUCACUUAUCGAAGGGCUCCUUCAGUACGACCUCAGAAUUCAUUGGCAGUGACAGAUAUCUGUGUUAUUGUUACCAGUAAAGGAGAGACCCCUCCUCAUACAUUCUGCAAAGUUGAUAAGAAUUUAAAUUGCGGCAUGUGGGGUUCCAGUGUAUACCUUUGUUAUAAGAAGUCUGUGCCAGCUUCUAACUCUCUAGCGUAUAAAGCUGGCUUAAUUUUCAGAUAUCCUCAGGAGAAUUAUGAGUCAUUUCCAUUGUCAGAUUCUGUACCUCUUUUCUGCCUUCCUAUGGGAGCUACUAUUGAAUGCUGGGACCCACAAACCAAAUAUCCACUACCAGUAUUCUCAACAUUUGUACUGACCUGUUCUUCUGCAGAAAAGGUUUAUGGUGCUGCUAUUCAGUUUUAUGAGCCUUAUCCCCGGGAACUGCUAACAGAAAAGCAACAAUUGCAGCUGGGUCUCCUGACAGCUGUAGAGAGGAAAGUGGUUACUUCCAAGUCUAUCAAUUCUAACAAAUGUAUCUGCCUUCUUUCACACUGGCCUUUCUUUGAAGCAUUUCGAAAAUUUCUUAUGUUCAUCUACAAACUCUCUGUCUCUGGACCUCAUCCUCUUCCCAUUGAAAAGCACAUAUCCCACUUUAUGCACAAUAUACCUUUCCCUUCACCACAAAGACCAAGAAUUCUUGUGCAGCUUUCUGCCCAUGAUGCAUUAAUAUUGUCUCAGCCAGUUUCUACACCCUUGCCAUUAAGUGGAGCAAACUUUAGCACUCUGCUCAUGAAUCUUGGACCAGAAAACUGUGCUACUCUAUUACUUUUUGUAUUACUAGAAGGCAAGAUCCUCCUCCAUUCUCUUAGACCAGCUGUGUUGACAGGAGUUGCUGAAGCUGUAGUAGCUAUGAUAUUUCCAUUUCAGUGGCAAUGUCCAUACAUCCCCCUCUGUCCCUUGUCUCUGGCCACUGUGCUCAGUGCACCUGUUCCAUUUAUUGUUGGAGUAGAUUCACGAUACUUUGAUCUGUAUGAUCCACCACAGGAUAUUGUGUGCAUUGACUUAGACACAAACAUGGUGUACAUAUCAGAUGAUAAGAAGAGCACAAACUGGAAACAGUUUCCUAAGAAGCCCUGUAAAAGUCUGCUCAGCACCUUAAAGAAACUGCACCCACAACUGGCAGCAGUUCACAGGAAAACUCAAGAAGGCUCUGCAGUAGAGAUGACUCCCAUUGAGGCAGAUUUCUCCUGGCAGAAGAAGAUGACUGAACUUGAGAUGGAGAUCCAGGAAGCUUUUCUCCGCUUUAUGGCAUCUAUUUUAAAGGGUUACAGAACAUUCCUCAAGCCAAUCACCCAGGCCCCUUCAAAUAAAGCAACUGCUGCUGAUUCGUUGUUUGAUCAUCAAGGAUUUUUAAAAAGUCGAGAUCGUGCCUAUACAAAGUUUUACACGCAUCUCACCAAAACGCAGAUAUUCAGCAGAUUUAUUGAAGAGUGCAGUUUUGUGAGUGACAAAGAUACUGGCUUGGCAUUUUUUGAUGACUGCAUAGAAAAGCUGUUUCCGGAUAAAGGAACAGAUAAAGGAGAGAAGAUUGAUGUAGACUCUGUGGAGGAUGCACGGUUGAUUGAGCUUGAUGAGUCACAAAAAAGCGAACACACAGUGUUUAUUAUGCCACCGGAACCUCCCCCUGAUGAUGGACAGGACCGAGCACCAAAAUACAGCUAUAAGAACUUCCCACGACUAGAUUUCAAGCUCUUUGACAGGCCACUGGAGCUCAAGCUGUCUUUCAGCAGACACCUAGCUGGAUGCAGCGUUUCAAACAGUCCAGCACUCAUGGCAAAGAGGACAAAACAGGAGAUAAAAACAGCCCAUAAGUUAGCCAAGAAGUACUACCUAAGCCCCCCACAAUGGGCUAAAUGUCUCUUCAGUCAUAGUUACAGCUUAUGGUUUAUUUGUCUGCCAGCCUACAUCAGAGUUGCCCAUCCCAAGGUCAGAGCACUGCAGCAGGCAUACGAUGUCCUCAUUAAAAUGAGGAAAACUGAUGUGGAGCCACUAGAUGAGGUCUGCUAUAGAGUUGUAAUGCAGCUCUGUGGACUGUGGGGUCAACCUGUUCAAGCUGUGAGAGUCCUCUUUGAAAUGAAAAAUGCUGGAAUAGAGCCAAAUGCCAUCACUUACGGUUAUUACAAUAAGGCGGUUUUAGAGUCUCCUUGGCCUAGCAGUAGUCGCAGUGGCAUAUUUCUGUGGACAAAGGUACGAAAUGUAGUUCGUGGCACAGCACAAUUUAGGCAGUGUCUAAAGAAAGCAACGCAGAGCUCACGAGUCGCUGUGAUAUCAGCUCUGCAGAAUACCACAGGUGGAAGUGAUGGGGACAUGGUGAGCCAUGGUAGCGUGGAUAGUUCUAAUGAUGCUAACAGUGGGGAGCACACACUCUUCGUCAGAGACUUAGUCAGGCUUGAUUCCAUUGAUAAUCACUCUAGCACAGGUGGUCAGUCAGACCAAGGCUAUGGAUCCAAGGAUGAACUUGUAAGGGAUGAUGGAGAUGGUCUUCAUGCAACUGAAACACAAGUAGAGAAAGAUACUUUUUCUAAAGUUGAAGAUAUAAUAGGAGAGGUUUGUGGUACGGGAGAGCCUGGUGAAAAGCAGCAGAUGAAUAUAGACACUCGCAGUCUAACAGACCCACCUGCUUGGGGUAACAGUAUUGUGAAAGUUCCAUCUGGCAUUUUUGAUAGCAGAAGGAAAAACAGUGGUGGAAUGGGUUCUAGCCCCUUGUUUCUAGCUCAGAAUUCAGUUGAAGAUGUCUUUGACAUUUCUGCUAAGAAAUCAAGUGAAAAAGGACAGAAGAGGCAGAAGCUCUUUUCAGAGAGAAGCUGCAGUUUCAGCAGUGAAAGUAGGGCAGGAAUGCUGCUGAAAAAAAGCAGCUUGGACCUGCACUCUAGAGAAAUAGCAAUAAUGAUGGGAGCAGAUGCCAAGAUCCUAACAGCAGCUUUGUCUGGAGCCAAAACUUCACCCCCUCAUACUGAUAAAUCCCACAGCUUUGACAGUGUUGGUGACCGGCAGGUUUCUGGUAUAAGUGACACUUACAUUCAUGUGAACGAGAGAGAGUGGGAAUCAGAGCAUAGGUCUUCACCAGUGGUGGAGGAACCUGGGGAAGGGCAGGAGCAUCUGGAGAAUGGAGGCAAUGAGAGUGUAACCACAGUAGAAGUCAUGGACCUCAAGCAGUUAGGCGAGUCCAGAAACCAGAAACCAGAAUCCAAAGAUGCAACAACUAAAAGGAAUAGCUUUUAUGGAGUGGUUAAGCCUGUUGAAAGGGAAGAUGUUGAAGUGGGCUUGGACCCUUUAUCUUUGCUGGCUACUGACAGCAUGCAACCAAGACAUCCGGAACCUGAGGAAAAACUAAUGUCACCAGUUGCAGCACGCAAUUUGGCAGAUGAAAUAGAGAGCUAUAUGAAUAUGAAGAAUCCCUUGGGGAGCAAGUUUCCCAGCAUGGAACUGCACAAGCCAGUCAGGGAAGCAGAAACCUCUGGUACACUUGGCCACUCCCAAGAAAGGAGAUCAAGCCUGCCGUUGGAUCCCAUCCCACCACCUCCUGAGUCCUAUGAAAAUCGGAGAAGUCCUUCUGUCUCCAGAUCCAAAACGUUCACUGGACGACCAAAGCAACAAACCCAUCCACGGGUUCAAAAGGAGCGGUCUUCCUCCCUAACAGGACUUGGUCGUUCUUCUCCACAUGGCUCAUUAGGAUCUGUUGUAACAACUUUAUCAAAUCUGAAGUUAGACAAUAUACUGUCUGGGCCGAAAAUGGAUGUUCUGAAGUCAGGCAUGAAACAGGCUGCCAAUGUGGCCAGUAAAAUGUGGGGAGCUGUAACCUCAGCAUAUAAUUACUCAGAUGAUGAGGCAAAAAACAAUCGAUCAGACUUUACUUUUCCUGUUGGUUUUGAAGAUAAUAUUUUAGGAGAUAGUCUGUCAUCAAGAACAGGAGUCCCAGGGCUAAUUUCAAGUGAACUUGCACAAAGCACUACUAGUCUUGGUAGUAGCAGCAGCAGUGGAGAUGUAGGAAGACAGCAUUACACAGCAGGUGAAGUUUUAUUUCCAAGAAGUAUGAAGGUUAUAGAUUCUGAGAAGUCAGAGCACAGCUCUUCCCAUAAUACUAGUUUGUCUAGUAUUUUCCAGAACUAUGCAAUGGAGGUGUUGAUGUCAAGCUGCUCUCAGUGUAGAGCUUGCGGUGCUUUGGUUUAUGAUGAGGAAAUUAUGGCUGGAUGGACAGCAGAUGAUUCAAACUUGAACACCACCUGUCCUUUCUGUAAAAGUACUUUUCUACCUUUACUUCAAGUUGAAUUUAAAGACUUGCGGGGCUCUGCAAGCUUUUUUCUGAAACAAAGUACCUCUGGGGAUAGUUUACAGAGUGGCAACAUUCCACUAACCACAGAUCCUCUGGAGCAGAAACUCUUGCCCAAUCCAGCUGUUGCUGAUCUGAUCAGUUUUUCAGAUCACCCACAAUCCAGCCAUACCAUAGUGGAAGAAACUAGCUCUACAGCUGAACAGAGUGACAUGGCAGAAGAACAGAGCAAAGGCCCCAGAACUAUGAAGACAUCUGCUAAUAAUCCAUCAAAAAAAGGAGCAUCUUUGACUCGGAGCCACAGUGUUGGAGGUCCACUGCAAAACAUUGAUCUCUCCCAGAGACCGUCUCAUGGCAUUUCAACAGUUAGUCUUCCAAAUAGUUUGCAAGAAGUCUUGGACCCUUUAAGAGAGAGACCUAACCCUCUUCCUGUUUCUGUACCAUACUUGAGCCCCUUGGUACUGCGUAAGGAGCUUGAAUCAUUGUUGGAAAAUGAGGGAGAGCAAGUAAUUCAUACAUCCAAAUUCAUUAAUCAACAUCCCAUAAUUUUCUGGAACUUAGUCUGGUAUUUCCGACGAUUGGAUCUACCUAGUAACUUACCUGGGCUCAUUCUAACAUCUGAGCACUGCAAUGAUGGAGUGCAGCUUCCCUUGACAUCUCUUGCUCAAGAUAGCAAGCUAGUAUACAUCCAUCUUCUAUGGGACAAUAUUAACCUCCACCAAGAGCCCGGGGAGCCCCUGUAUAUAUCUUGGAGAAAUUUCAAUUCCGCUGAGAAGAGAUCCUCCACAAUGGCAGAUGAUCAGCAGGCAACAAAUGCUUUGUUAGAGAACAUCAAACUAAGUAUUCAGCACAAUAAUGUUGUUAAACCAAUCAACCUCCUUCUACAGAAAGUUAAACCAGACGUCAAACGACAGAGGAGUUUUUACAGAGAAAUCCUUUUCCUGUCUCUGGUAUCUCUUGGAAGAGAGAAUAUUGACAUUGAGGUCUUUGAUAGUGAAUACAGACUUGCACUUAAAGCUCUACCAAUGGAUGUCCUUGAAAAGAUGGAGAAAAUAGAUGCUCCACCAAGCAGCAGAGUCGAGUGUUGUAGGAAGUGCUUUGGAGCACCUUUAAUAUGAAAAGGAGAAAAGAAGCUAUUAAACUUUGGGAAGAUAAAAGUAGAGGUGAAAAAAUGGGAGUGUGAUGAUAAAUACGUUUUCUGAACCCAGAAAGAUAACUGAGCAAUUUGUCAGUGAUUUCGUGCAACUACAACAUACCUUGUCCAUCAUCUCAUGAGAAACAGUGUAAAGUAUGUUAAAAUGUUAAUGUAUGUUAUAAUGUAUGUUUUAUUAAUAGGAUGAGGUGGUUUCGAUGAUGUAUCUGCAUUUUUCCCUGUAUAUAUUUCUUCUCUUUCAUUCUCCAAAUCCCUCCCCUCUCCCCCACAAUAUCAGGUUGUUCAGAAUGGCGGUGAUUAAAUAGAAGCCUAUAGUUGGUGACUUUUCCACCAAUAUUUGUCUAUUUUAAUGAAAGAUCUUUUCUGCUACAAAAUGAUUUGACCUUUCAGUACUUCUUUGAAAUGACCUUUAGAUAAAGAGAGAUCUUUUGGCUAUGUAUGCAGUAUGUGUUUAUGAAUGUAAAUGUCUGAGUUUUUGGUUUGGAAGUUGCAAUGUAAUUGCCUUUGUCAGAUCACACUACCUAAAACUGCUCCCCUCCUACUGAUACUUGUCCCAGUGAGUGUUCUAAAUGAUCUUUAACUGACCUUUCCCCAGCGUGGGUCUAUAGUUGUAAAAACUAGAAACUUAUAUCCACUUUACAUGUGCUCUGUUUUUUCUUUAAAAAAAAUAAAUAAAGAUCCUGUGAAGAUACUGCUCUUUUCUCCAGAACAACGGUAGGCUUUUACACGAAGCAGCUGAGAAUUGGAUACUAAUUAGAUUUUAUUUUGUGUGCAUGUGUAGUUAGUGUCCUUUCAUUGAUUAAUUUUUUUUUAAACACCCCUCCAUGGUCUCACUCUAGCCUGUGGGUUAUUUUGCACUUACAGUCAAAAUUCAAUAUUUCAAUUAGAAGUAUAUUUAUAAAUGUGGUAUUCAAGUCGUAUAUUCACACAAAACUCAAGUGCUUGAGUGAAUGAUCUUAAAAGAUGAAUUCAUCUUUAGUUUGCUUCUAGUGAUAAGACAUUUGCUUCCCUUACAUGCAUAACUGACAACAGUAGUCAUAUGCUUGGCAAGAAGAGCCUGGGCACUGGUUUAUGGUUUAAAUAUUUCUGUUAUUAGAGUAAUAUGGUAAGAUUUAUUCCUGCUUUUUCUGAAAUUUAACUGAGAGGGUUUUCUGAUGGAGUUAUUCCUGGAGAAAACAGAAAAGAGAAAUAUUUGUGGCUUAUUAAAGGAGCACAGCUAAAACUAUAAUCCCACUUGAGUACAUGUUUCAUACUAGUUACAUACUACUUUCUUAAACUUAAGGAUUCUUACUCUUGGUCUGAAACAGCUACCAGCUGAAAGAGCAAAACCAGACUUCCUUUUUUAUAAGGCUGUGUUUCUAUAAAACAAAUGCACUAUUUUUCUCCAAAUAUUUUUGUGUUAUUGGCUGGCUUCUUUCAUUUUGGCUAAAAGUGCUAUUCUUAAGCCAAUUAUCAGAUAAAGCCUGGACAGGCUUUUCAGCCUCUCCUGAUGAAAAUAUUAUGCAUUCUCAAUAGCUAAAAGCAAAGAAGCACCUAAUGACUUUUUUUUAUUCUUUGGCAUUUAUGCAUAGUUGCUUGUCAAUAUCUGACCUGCAUCACAAUGAGAGAGUAGAACUGUUUUCUUACAGUAUACAGCUGUGGUGCUUGUUUUCAUAUUUUCCGCUCUUCUCUUAUUACAUAAUUUACAUGAACAAUUCUGUCUGUUCAUACUAAACAUCUCUCUGAAGCAUUACUCUAAACAAUUUAUUACUUCCUCAGAUAAAAAUGUCAUUUUUUUCUGUGCCAACCUUAAUCACACAGCUUUACAGUUUUUUUCAGUGUUAAACAGCUAAAAUAUACAAUUGACACAACUUGCAUCUAAUCAAGUCUUAGGUAUCCUUAAAUUCUUCCAUCUCAUUAAAUUAGGAAGAAAAUGUGUCCAGUGUCUUAGAUAACUGGUGACAUCCAAAUUCCUUGUACACCUUUGUAAAUAGUAUUAUUAUAAAAGAUAUAUUCUGUAAUCCGAUCGCUUUCAUUUUAAAAACAACCUUCUCAUUUGUUGCUGAAAAUCUAGAAUAAUCAGGCAGUAGUCUUGUAGAAAGAGCCAAGGUAGAUUGUAUCACAGUAUAUAAUGCUAAGUGUUUGUUAAAGUUUCCUUGUGUAUAUACACUAAUCCAAAAAAGCCUCGAGACUGAGGCAAAGAGGUACUUGCAUGAUUCUUAAUGAUGCUUGCAGAGGACUGAACUUGCUCCUGCCUAUGCUCUUUUCUGUACACUACAAAGUAGCUUCUAUUUCUGUUAUGUGUACCUGGAUUUCAGAGUGGUGACAGUCCUGGAUGGAAUUAUUUCAAGUCAUGAAUGUGCCUACUGUAAUUAACUUUUUAAUGUAGCAAUAGUUACAUAAGUGAAGACUUUUUCUGAGUUUGGAUUUUUUUUAUGCCUAGAUUUUACUUGCUGAUUAUCCAGCUGGUUCUUGAAAAAAAUCAUGAUUGAGAUCAAAAAGGAGACCAGCGACAGUGGUUUAUUUAUUAAGUUUUCAUCUGAGAAGAUCCUUUAAAAAAAAGUUCACAAAAAUUUAAAAUGAAUUAAGAAUUGUCAUAGUUUACUUCAGUGUUGCUGUGUCUGCUUUCAAAUGCAUGAUGGCACUUGCAGUUCCUCCUAUGACUUUUCUGUCUCCUGCAAACAGGCAGAGACUGCAGGUGUUCCUACACAGAACUCUGAGCGUGGCUAAGAAAAGAGGUUUUUUGUUUGGUUUUUUUUUUUUUUUAAGUUUAGCAUGGCUCAUUAAUACUCACAUGCUUGAAAAUGUGGCCAAAAAUUAAGAGGGAAAAAUCUUCCAAACUCUUGUGAAUGCAUUAUAUUUUCGUCUUUCUGCAAAUGAGACAUUAAAAACAUAGUAAAUUCUUCUCUGCAAGCCAGUAAUAACCUUCUUGAGCUCCAUAGGAAUGACUUGGUUUCUAGUCCAAAUGCUUCUGAUUUGUUUCACACCCCUAGUAAUCCAAAUUCUAAGUCUCUGAUGUGUGAAUGAGCUGGACAGGAGUGUUGGGGAGAGGAUAUGGAGGAGUUAGUUUAGCCUUGGUUCUCAAUGGAAGUAGGAAAAGUAGCAUUUUGUUCAUUUGGAAGCUUCUUUCCUCCAAAUAUUCUAGUCUGGCACAUAACUCAUGAGCCAUUAUUAAGUAGAUGGUUCUAUUGUAUAUCUUACAGAAAUCUUAUGUCUAAUGUUUGAUAGAAUGGUUGCAGAUAAUGGGAUGAAUAAAAUUAAAACCUGCAGUGGGUUGCACAAAGUGAGGGUGCAAGCCAAACUGGUUGCAUAUGUGGAGGCAAACAGUUUAUGGAGUAUCAAAAAAGUCCAAGAUGUUAGAAAGUAUGUGUUGGAAUAACAAAUACACAGAGAACUUCCUUGAAUUGUUGCCCUAACAAUGUUGAAUGGCAGUCAGUUAUGCUGAGAAGACAUAUAUUUUGCGUCUGUCAUCAGAUUAUGAAAAAACUACUUAUGGCAUGCGUAGUUGUAUGAAAAUAGUGGGGUUUUGUUUGUUUGUUUGUUUGUUUGUUGUUUGUUUUUUGAGGACUAAAAGAAGAAAUGGGGUCUUGAAAGUUUAAAAUCAGGAAUGUUAAGCAGCCAAUUUUUUCUUCAUGCAUACUGAUGCUCUAGCACAUUACCAAGAUGUAAUAAUUAUAAAUCAAUAUGCAAUCAACUUCAAAAUACUGUGUGUGAAGAAUAUGUAGGAAACUGAUAUGGCUGCAGUGUUGACACAAUAAUAAGCUUUUUCAUGUUAUUAGAAACAUUUGUAUGUUACUUAUAGCCAUAUCCUGUCUUCAUAUUGUAUAACUCAAAUUUAGAGAAUAAAAUUUUAAUGGGAAAAUGUUAUUUAGUAAAUGUGUUUUAAACUAAAUUCAUUUACUCUGCAAAUAACUUAGUCUUGUUCUAAGUUAAAUUUCAUGUUGGUUAAGCUCAAGUUACAUUGCACUUGUAAAUGAGUAGUUAUAUUCCAUUAUAACUGUGAAUUAAUGGCUUUCUGAACUGCCUCAACUAAAAGAAUAUACCUUUCCUUGAGUAUACUGCUUUCCUUGAUUAACUGCAACAUAAGGGCAUAUUUUCAAAGUGUAUAUUAAAUUAGACCAUGUAAGUUAUAUUUUAAAACAAGCUGUUGAAAAUAUAUUAACUGAAGAAUCCAGCCAGUAGUUUCUCUUUUUAAAACUGUUAACAAUUACAUCAGUGCAGAUAACUUUAUUUCAUUAAAUGGUAAGGAAGUCAUCUUAUUCACAUUAACUAUGAAUUUUAAAAACAAAGUUGUGGGGUUUUUUUCCAUUUAAUUAAUCAAAACUGUAAGGUGCCUUCUGUAUAUCAAUCUUUUCUCAUAGACCUUUUUAAAAAGAAACAAAACACCCAUGUAACUUUUAGCAGUUCAGUUUCAGCACUUAAAUUGGACUCCAGUUCUGUUUUUUACUGUGCUGUUUAUUAUGAUGCGUAUGAGGAGAGAAACAGCUUUUUUUUUUCUUUCAGUCUGCAUCAAUCAAUGGUGCAAAUAAAAGGGAUUGUUUGCUGUUUUUAGAAGCAUAUUAAGCUCCUUUAAGGAGCUUAAGAUAAACUGUAUUUUAAUGGGGAUACAACUCUCUUAAUGGGGAUACAACUCUUUUAAUGGGGAUACAACUGUAUUUUAAUGGGGAUACAACUCUUAAUGGGGAUAAGAGGAUGUAGUGUGAAUAAAUUAAGAAUUUAUUGAGUGAGUUGGGAAGUUUUUUAUUAAUGCAAUAAAAUUUGCACUGUUUUAGAGAUUGUUUGAACUGUUGAAAGAUGGCAUCCAUUUACUGUGCUUUGAUUAACAAGUAUUUCUCUAUAAUGUUUUUGUACAUUUGACAAAUGUUUCUUGAGUUUAAAAGGGCGCUCUAUGUAUUCUGUAUUUUGUAUAGGCAUCCUAGACUAAGAAACAAUUUUUAAUGUAUUUCCCAAAAUAAAAUACAUACAAAUCCUGUGUGAAA